Messenger RNA from Hippocampus zosterae (dwarf seahorse), 3759 nucleotides. It is a transcript of the gene tiparp, whose product is annotated as TCDD-inducible poly(ADP-ribose) polymerase. The record is from RefSeq and is a predicted model, not a curated record. Gene Ontology annotation, molecular function: NAD+ poly-ADP-ribosyltransferase activity; zinc ion binding. The transcript is spliced from 7 exons. Bases 482 to 2575 code for a protein of 697 amino acids. NCBI's taxonomy places the organism in Eukaryota, Metazoa, Chordata, Actinopteri, Syngnathiformes, Syngnathidae.
AACGAAGGCGGCUGCCGUGCCCCGUCAACCUGCAACUUCUUCCGGCCACCACUAGACGACUCUUCUCUUGUUCUUGAAGCUCGAGCCGCGAUCUCGAGUCCCACCUCCAGCAGGUUAGGAGGCGGGACCUGUCCCGGCAGAGGAGAGGCAGCAUUGCACAGCACAGCAAUUCCCCUCACAGCUGAGCUCCUUUCGCUGUGCUCACUGAUCCAGUGAUCUCUUUCCUUUGCCAAACGGCUCUCGGGCGGACACAAAGAAACGGCCGCACUUUUGAUAGAGACAAAGCAUGAGAGCGGCGGAGGCAUCAGAGAGACACGACGAAAUUUACCCGGACUACCGUUUCAUCUGCGCGGAUAUAUUGCGGAGCUCUCCAACCGUGCUCCGCCGAUGUGUUCACCGGUUGUAACCUAUCAAAGAGCGCCGAGAUCCGAGUGGCGGGAGGACUUCAUCUCACAGGACCGCCGAGGUUUAGGUGUGGAACAUGGAUAAAACUUUGCACAUUCUACAGAAAUCCACAGACGGUGUACGGACUGGGAUCGCCUUGAACGUGAGCUUAAAUGUGGAUGAAGGGGAGGACUUCAGAGAGCACUCAAUCGUGGGACUCUCGGACAAAAUACCUUUGGUGAAACCUUAUUUCAAAAAGAAGCAGAGGAAACUAGAUGCCAAAUGCCUUCACCGCGCCUUGGAGGAGCCCAUCCUGACCUCUCUGCUCAGCGGCGACAUAUCGGGGGACGGCGUGUUUGUGCCGCGUAGUCAGGCUGGACGCACGCCGGGGAACCUUUGUGCGGCCGUCGCGGCCAAACAGAACUGCAUCCGACCAGUGUGUGGCCUCAAAGACUCGCCGUCCGCCGACGGCGCCGCAGCGGGGACCGGAGAUGUGGAGAUGGCUGAUACUACUGUGGAGCUGGAGGAAAUGGAGCGCAGAGGGGAGCGACCUAAGGCAGGCCUCAAGGCUGCGGGGAGCACAGGGACAAUAACGUCAGCCAGCAGGGACGUGCCUCCCGUAGUUGCCCCUCAGGCUUCUCGUCAAGAGGGAGCCAUCAAAAGUAAUGACUGCUCAACUCACCCGAAUCCCCUCCCUGUGAAAGACUACGGUGCCCUCCAGGACAGCCACCCCCUCCUCGUGCAAGCCCAGCUGCCUGACAAUCGAGUGCUUUUUCAGGACAAAAGUGAAGAGGCCUCUCUGGACUUGGUAUUUGAGCUGCUCACCCAGCUUCAGUAUCACACACACCAGUCGGACUCUGUGGACAUUUGUGUGGAUUUCCUCCAAGGACAAUGCGUGUACGGCAGUGAUUGCGCUCACCACCACACGGUCCUGCCCUACCACUGGCAGAUCCGCAGGAGCGACACUCAGACGUGGCAAAGCAUCGCAGAUGAAUCCCAGGAACAGCUGGAGAGACUCUACUGCAACCCAGACAAUGACCAAGUCAGACUCAAGUACCAGGGAUCGGUGUUUUCCCUGGACUUUGGAGCCAUGCGGGUUUGUGACCUGAAGUUUGAUCGUGUCCGCCGGCUGUCCACUCCCCCCAAUCCUCUCGCCAUGCCUGUGACGAACCCAAACCCCACCUCUAGCUGUCACACGGUGUGGAAGUACUACUGCAGAGACAACUUUGGCUGGAGGGAAUACUCCGAGCCUGUGGUGAAGCUAAUAGAAAAGGCCACUCUGAGGGGUCUCAAGGAGGUGCGAUUCAUUACGCUCCAGAACCAGUACAUCCUAAACAUCAGGGAGGGCUUCCAGCAGAAUGCCAUGUUUGGCUUCAGGCGUCAGAUCAAGAAGCGGCCCAUGUUCAUGUCCUCGGUGAUGCUUGCCCCUCAUCUAGAGACUUUGGGUGGCAUCGCUUCGUCUCCGCUGUCUAGUUCUUCCUCCUCCCUGUCGUCCGCCUCAUCAAUGGAUGUCACGGCGUCGCAUCCGCUCUCCCCGACCAGCACCAACCCGCCGAGCCUUUUCCCAGAGACCUGGUUGCCCAUGGCAGUGAGCCAAGACUUUCUGCAGGUGCCCGUGUCCCGUGACGAUCGCAGCUACAGGACCGUGUACAGCUUGUUCCACAAAACGGUGGCGGAGACCAAGUUCAGGAUCAUUAAGAUACUCCGGGUACAAAAUCCUUUCCUCUGGGAGAAGUACAAAAGGAAGAAGGAGUACAUGUCCAGGCGGCUGUCCGAAAUGGACCGGCUGCUGAGCGAGCGUCAUCUCUUCCACGGCACCUCGGCGGACGUUGUGGAGGGCAUCUGCAAGCACAACUUUGACCCGAGGGUCUGUGGCAAACAUGCCACCAUGUUCGGCCAGGGCUCCUACUUUGCCCGGAAGGCCGUCUACUCGCACAACUUCUCCAAGCGCUCGCCCAAAGGAGUCCACUGCAUGUUCCUGGCCAAAGUGCUCACUGGCAGGUUUACUGUAGGAAAUCCUUCAAUGCGACGACCUCCGCCCAUCAACCCCCGCGACGCCUCUAGUGACCUGUAUGACUCCUGUGUGGACAACUGGGUGGACCCUCAGAUCUACGUCAUCUUCAACGACGACCAGAGCUACCCAUACUUUAUCAUUCAUUACGAGGAGGUACCCAGCAUGGUAGCCCUCUGAGCACACUUUCUUUUUGGCUGCUCUGGUGGUUGGCCUCCCCUAACUCCAACAAGCAUCCGAAGAGACGCUCGCAAACAAAGCUGUCAACUGGAUUCAACCUGACUGGGUUUUUCCGUCAAGAACCACAGACAAGUCGAGACCGUACUCAACUGGACACAAGUGGACUGUCGAGGGACAAAAAUCAAUGUCACUCCCUCAGUACGUUCACAUACGCUAGACAACACGCCAACGACUGUAUUACUUAAUACCCGUAAACAUUGAAUUGGAUUUGAUUUUGGAUUGAAAACUCCUUGUGACGGGUAGAAGCGUGCAGUACAGUACAGUACAUGGAGAGUAGAACCUACUACUUGAUGAAUGUGUGCAUGUAAACGUACUGAGAAUUCAGUCGGGGAUGACGGCUUGCAACAGUCGUGCUUGGCUGGAGUCGUAAACCGUGUUAACUAGAACAUUCAAGAAAAUCUAAUGAUAUCGCCCUUACCUUUUAGUAAGUAGUAGACAGUUGGCAUCGUUGAGUUUUGUAUUUCAAGGACGCAACAACCAACCAACAGAGGCAAACUCGGACCACCCCAUUCAUUAAAAACAACACCAAAAAAAAAAGCAAAAACAAAAUACAAAAAAACCUUGUGUGUUAUCCCUGCUGCUGGCCUGUAUGUUUUUCAAGCUCCAAGUCGACGUGUUGCGUGUUUCUAUUUAGUGGACUUAAAUCUCUGGGCCUCUUGAACCAGUCAAUGGACGGAAGUGUUGAGUAAAACUUUUUCCUAAUGGACAUCUACGUACUGUAAGCCUUCACAUGGAGGACUCGUACAAAGUUACAACUGUUCCUGGUUGGCGUGCGUUGCUGCAUUGGCGCCCACUGCUUUAUUUUCCGCAAGGGGGGUGUAUAGUUUUCAUCCUGACGCUGCAGCUCUCGCCUUCUCUCUCUCUCUCUCUCUCUCUCGCUCUCUCUAGCUCUUUCUCUCGCUCUCUCUCUCUCUCUCUCUCUCUCUCUCUCUCUAGCUCUCUCCCCCUCCCUCUCUCACUCUGUCUUUCUGACUGCUCAUGUUCAGACUGUAGACAAGUUUGAUUGAGACAAACUGUAAAAACAUUAUUUGUUUAUAUUUGAACUUGUGUGCCUUUUGUUCAUAAAAAUGUUUAUUUAUGUUAGUUUAAUGUAACAUUGAUUGAAUAAAAAAACGGAAAACAAA